Messenger RNA from Closterium sp. Yama58-4, 2382 nucleotides. NCBI's taxonomy places the organism in Eukaryota, Viridiplantae, Streptophyta, Zygnematophyceae, Desmidiales, Closteriaceae. The record is from the annotation of a GenBank genome assembly.
AUGUCGCUCGGAUCGUCGGCGGCAGGCGCGUCGUUCGGAUCGUCGGCGACGGGCGCUCCGUUCGGAUCAACGGCGAGAAGCAUGUCGUUCGGAUCGUCCAGUCUGCUGCGCGGCGACUCGUCGCGCGACGCGCUGACGCACGUUUCCUUCCACUUCCUUCCCCCUUUCCUCCCACCCUCCCCCAUCCCUCUCCCCACCCUUCCCCAUCCCUCCCCACUCCCUCCCCAACCACUCUAUCCACCAGCCCCGGCAGUGACGAGUGGUGGAGUGCAAGGUGACGCGGCGCAGGGGGGCUUGUGCCGGCGAGUGGUGGAGUGCAAGGUGAAGCGGCGGCGGGUGCCAAGGCUGGAUGCGGUGAUAGAAGCACCCUCUUCUUCCCUGUCCCCUGCUCCCCGUUUUCUCCCCGUCCCUUUUUCCCUGUCCCCCACUCCCCUGCCCUUUUGUAACCAUCAUCCCCGGCAGCGGCGAGUGGUGGAGUGCAAGGUGAAUCGGCGGAAGGUGCCAAGGCUGGAUGCGGUGCCGCGGCAGCGGCGGGUGGUGGAGUGCAAGGUGAAGCGGCGGAAGGAGCCGAGGCUGGAUGCGGUGAUUGAGAGGAACAAGAAGUUCCGCAUCGUGCAGAGAAUACAGGAGCUGCUGGGGAAACAGGAGGGCGGGCGCAUGAGUCUCAAGGAGCUGGGGAAGCAUCGGAGCAAGAUUGGGCUGUCUGGGGGGCGAAGAUGCGUGGCCCUCAUUCGCAGAUUUCCUUCAAUAUUCCGAGUGUACGAUAAGGGUGCAGGCAACAUCUGGUUUGAGUUGACUCCCGAGGCGGCACGGAGGGAUGCGCGGGAGAGGGAGCUGCGGGCCAUCAUGGAACCCAUCUUGGUGGAUAAGCUGUGCAAGCUGCUCAUGAUGUCAGUAACGCAGUCCCUCAGUGUGGAGAGCAUAGGCCAUGUGCGCAGGGAACUUGGUUUGCCAGAGGACUUCAAAACGUCCUUCCUCCCGCGCUUCACCGAUCGCUUCAGAAUAGCCACUCCCCCGGCAGGCCCUCUGGGGGUAACCCCUGGGGGGCCGGUGCUGGUGCUGCAGCAGUGGGACGAUCGCCUGGCUCUGUCAGUGGCUGAGGCGAACGAAGCAGCAGCUAUGGCUCGGGAAGAGGCGCUGGACGAGGCUCGGAGAGAGGCUCGGGAAGAGGCUCGGGAAGAGGCUCGGGAAGAGGGUGGUGAGGCUGUGGCGGCCGUUCGGCUGAGCUUGAAGCUCAACCUGCCCCCGGGUCUGAAGCUAAAGCAAUCCGACCUGCUCAGGCUACAGAGGUUCCAUGCCUCCCCUCCCAUCUCCCCUUAUGCAAACCCACUCGAGCUUGGGAUAUCACCUGAGUCUCUGGAAGCGGAGAGGCGUGCAGUUGCCGUGAUUCGGGAAUUUCUUUCGCUGACCGUGGAGAAGCGGUGUUUGAUCGACCAGCUGACGCACUUUCGAAAAGAUUUUCUGCUGCCCGCGAGGAUAUACGCGCUGCUGCUGCGGCACCCGGAAGUUUUUUAUGUUUCCGUGAAAGGGGUGCGGGAUUCGGUGUUCCUGCGGGAGGCUUAUGAAGGGGAGGUGCUUAUAAUGAGUGACGAGCUGGCGGAUGCUAUAGAGGAGAUGAGAGUUCUUAUGGAGGAUGGGCGGAGGAGGAUGAGGAGGGGGGAAGUGGGGAGCGGGGAGAGGGGGGGGUAUGGGAGUGGAGGGAGCGAGGAGGAGAGCGAGUGGGAGAGUGAGGAUGAGGAGUGGGAAGAGGAGGACGAGGGGGAUGAGGAAGGAGGGGAGGAUGAAGAGGAGUGGGGAAGGGAGGAGGUUCGGGAUAAAAGGGCGGUUCCAAGCGUUUGGAAGCGAGCAAAUGGGCAAGCGGUGGGGAGUGGUGGUAGAGGUAAUUCCAACGGUACGGAUGUGGAAGUGGGGAGAAGAGGAGGGGAGAGAGGACUUGGUAGAGGUGUGGGGAGAGGAGUGGGGAGAGGAGUAGGGAGAGGAGUGGGGACAGGGAAGAAUGAGGGAGAUAGGAAGGUGGUGGGGGUGGACAGGUGGGGGAGGGAAGAGAGUGGGAGUGUGGAAGGAGCUGGGUGGGUGCCUGUAGGGAGUGCAGUUGUGGAGGGGAGUGAGGGUGAUGAUAAGAGAAGGGGUCGAGAGAAGGAGAGAAAGGAAGAGGUGGAAGCGGAAGGUGUCGAGGGAGAGGUGGGAGAAGAGGGAGAGGAAGGGGAGGAGGAAAAGGAAAGGGGGAGAGCGCGUGCAGCAGGAGUGAGGGGAAGGGGAGAUGAGGUGAGGAAAGAGAGGGAAAGAGUGGGGAUGACAGGAAGCAAGGAGAGGGGGAGGGGGAAGGAGGCGUGGAGGAGCAAGGGCAUACACAGGCAGGGGCUGAUCAAAGACAGGUGGUGA